GUUACUGCACACGUCCCCCUUCUCAGACAUUUUUGCAAUUUCAGUUGACGGGAAACGGUUUAGUGUUUUACCGUUGCUACAUUGAUCUGUACUCGAUCUACUCUUAUUUAUUAUUGUGGUGACGCACUGUCGAAAUCAAGAUGUUUUACACAUGUGGACCCAAUGAAGCCAUGGUGGUGUCCGGCUUUGGCCGUUCUCCUCCUCUAAUGAUUGCUGGAGGAAGAGUGUUUGUCCUCCCAUGUAUUCAGAAGAUCCAGAGAAUUGCGCUCAACACCCUGACUCUAAAUGUGAAAAGUGACAAAGUGUACACCCGUCAUGGGGUGCCUAUCUCUGUCACUGGCAUCGCACAGGUAAAGAUCCAGGGCCAGAACAAAGAGAUGUUGGCCACUGCCUGUCAAAUGUUCAUGGGCAAGUCUGAGGCUGAGAUUGCCCAGAUUGCUCUAGAAACACUGGAGGGACACCAGAGAGCCAUCAUCGCCCAUUUGACUGUGGAGGAGAUCUAUCAGGACCGUAAGAAGUUCUCCGAGCAGGUCUUUAAAGUGGCCUCCUCUGACCUGGUCAACAUGGGAAUAGGCGUCGUCAGCUACACGCUCAAAGACGUUCACGAUGAUCAGGACUACCUUAACUCUCUGGGUAAAGCCAGAACAGCCCAGGUACAGAAGGAUGCCAGGAUCGGAGAGGCUCAGUACAAACGGGAUUCUGUCAUGAGGGAGGCCCACGCCAUGCAGGAGAAGGUUUCAGCUCAGUACAAGAAUGAGAUCGAGAUGGCAAAAGCCCAGAGAGACUACGAGCUGAAAAAGGCCGCCUACGAUGUUGAGGUCAACACCAAGAAGGCCGAGUCAGAAAUGGCCUAUCAGCUUCAGGUGGCCAAGACCAAGCAGCGCAUUGAGGAAGAGACGAUGCAGGUUCAGGUGGUGGAGCGUACACAGCAGAUUGCAUUGCAGGAGCAGGAGAUCAUCCGUAAGGAAAAGGAGCUGGAUGCCAAAGUUAAGAAGCCGGCUGAAGCGGAGAAAUACCGACUGGAGAGACUGGCUGAGGCACACCGCCUGCAGCUUAUCAUGGAGGCUGAAGCAGAGGCUGAGAGCAUCAAAAUGAGGGGCGACGCAGAGGCUUUUGCCGUGGAGGCUAAGGGCCGCGCUGAGGCAGAGCAGAUGGCUAAGAAGGCCGAAGCCUUCCAGCAGUACAAAGACGGAGCCAUGGUGGACAUGCUGCUGGAGAAACUGCCCCUGAUGGCGGAGGAGAUCAGCAGGCCACUGAUGCAGGCCAACAAGAUCACUAUGGUGUCAAGUGGUGGCGCCGAGGUGGGAGCAGCCAAACUCACUGGCGAGGUGCUCGAUAUCAUGACCAGGCUGCCGGCCGCCGUGGAGAAACUCACCGGAGUCCGCAUAUCCCAGGUUGUAGGAACGCCCGGCCUCGUCAUGUAAGACGAAGGACGAAGAGUGGAAGUAAUCGGGAGACGCGUCGCCAAUGUUCCGACCUGGAGCUUCACGUCCCCUCCUCGUGCCUAUAUCCACAGCAGCGUCGUAGUCUUGUCUGAUUGUCUCUGUGCAUGCAUGUUUCACCUGUGUGUCCCUCUUUCAAGUCCCUCCUCCGUCUAAAGGGGAGUUUUCAUUCUCAUUCAUGUGGUUCCUUCUCAUGUCCCUGCUCUGAGCUGUUGUGCUUACUGCUGUAGAUGACAGCUAAAGCGAGGAAUAGAAAUAUUGAUGAAGCGGCUUGUUUUACCAGGACACAAAAUAUCAAAAGUAGGACUUCCUGCUGUUUUAUAGCAUAAGUGGGUAAAUUAAAUUAAACUAACCAGCCUCAGCAUGGAGAUUUAAUGUACUAACUGGCAUUCUUUUUAUUUUUACUUGUAUUGUAGGAAGGGUUGGCUGUAGUUGUGUGCCUUUCAAUUAAUUAAAUGGUGCUGAGCUCUUUUAUCACACUAAAACCUCAUAGUUUUGUUUGUGGGCAAAAUGUUGCUGGACACUGCUUUACGUUCAUUAUAAAGAGACAAAGUUGGGAUGUUGAUGACUCAAUGUCUCGUUUGUAGUUACUGGGCCCAACAUAAUAUCAGUGGAAUGAUUUUCUUUCCUCAUUUCCUGUUUAAGAACGAAUAGGAAGGAAGUGUUUGAUGGGAACGACCUGUUUCAUGUUGAAGGAAGUGAAAGUCCGAAUGGAGAACAAGUCUCUGCCCUUUGCUGCAGCAUCAUCAGGAGUCUUGGCCUUCGUUAGGAAAGAGUUUAGGAGGACCUCAUGCUGCUUUAAUGUGCUCGCUGUCUGAAGUUUAAACUGACAUAUGGGAGGUAGUUUGGGGUUUGUUCCUUUUCUAUUUUGUGACUGAGUUAGUUUUUAAAACUAUUUUAGUGCUUUCCUACUGGAAGGUGUUGAGUAACAGUUUGGCUUCUCUGAUUGGGAGAUCUUUUAAGACUUUAAUAGGAGGAAAGUUUUGCAGCUUUCAAGCCAUAUGCAUUUUGUUAUCGCCAAGUGCCUGGUCAAACCACAACUAUCAAGUCUACUUUUUCUGUCAGGGAAACUUCCUCAUAGCCAACUGACCCUAAUCCAUGGUGCGGCAGUAGAUGAAAGCCAAAUCAGUCUCCACUUGUGUUCCUUGUUCCUAAUCUUUUACUAUCCUUACAAUGUAUCGUUGCAUGUGUGUACUCCACAAAAUGACAUAGCUUUAAAGUUGUAUCUGUAGUGAAAUGUUCAAAGUAAAGUUUUAUUCACUGUAA
This is a messenger RNA of Pungitius pungitius (ninespine stickleback), 2708 nucleotides long. It is a transcript of the gene flot1b, whose product is annotated as flotillin 1b. The coding region runs from base 141 to 1424 and encodes 427 amino acids. The record is from RefSeq and is a predicted model, not a curated record. Lineage: Eukaryota; Metazoa; Chordata; Actinopteri; Perciformes; Gasterosteidae. The transcript has 13 exons. Gene Ontology annotation, biological process: protein kinase C signaling; positive regulation of cell junction assembly; positive regulation of cell-cell adhesion mediated by cadherin. Gene Ontology annotation, cellular component: flotillin complex; plasma membrane; cytoplasmic vesicle.